AUGCCCCUCACUCGCCUACAAAGAUCACGAGAGGAAGCAGAGCUUUUGCCUGGUCUACCUGUAACAAAGCGUGUUAGAAGAGCUGCAACAGCCGGUUCCAGUGCUUCGUCGAAGGGAAAGGGAAAGGGCAAAAGCGCCCCCUUGCCCCACGUUGCUUUUGCAAGGGCGCUCCUGAAACGUGGACCUAAUUUCAAACCUCCUACGCCGCCUCAGCAAACCAAAGGAGAAAGAAAGAUAUGGGGAAGGCGUGCGGUAGCCAUUACCAAUAAAGAAGAUGUGCCUGACGGUUGGAGCGUCAAUGAGCCAGAUCUGGAAGAAACUGAUGUUGAUGGGCAAAUUGAGAGAUGCAAUGAACGCAUUGCCGAAGGAAUUCUGCCUGACUCUUUCAAAACCAGAUUGGAACGGUAUACAGCCAUCAGGCAGCGCAAGAUAGACAUGAUCAACUCCGAGCCUAAAGGCCUCAGUUGGGAAGUUGUUCAACGACUCGAUGAAUUGAAAAAGUUACACGAGCUCCUCGAAGAAGAAGACAAAGAGGAAAACAUUUCCAACGUCAAAGCUAUCAUGGAAGCUUACCGUUCCAAGAGACUAAGCUUUACUGCUGGUUUGGUGACUUUUUGGUCUCAUGGUAAACUGGUUUCCGGUCCGAAAAAGCUCAAUAUGGAGGAGUUUUAUGCUCUUCACGCAAAGCAUGGGGCGAAGGGAUUCUGGGUAGAAGGAUUCCAAGGUCCCAAACCAAUCCAGUUGAAUUAUUUCUUCUCCCUGAACGCGUUCAUUCCAGGCUGGGCACAGCAUCAUAUCACAAUUUCAAUUCGCAACCCAACGACCAAAGCAACAAAUACAGAUAUGGAAACACUUCAUUUGGAAUUCCUCGAGGACACUGGUGCUACAACGAUGGCUCUUUUUGAAAAUGAUGUCUUUGAUCUUGAGCUGAUGUCUGGCGCGCCUUUACCCGGCGCUGGCUCAACGCUUGCACAAACUGCCAACGGCCAGAAAAGGAUUGAGUUGAAGGUCGUGGAAGCCAAUAUCUUCAUGGGCAACCAGCCCUUGCUUCCUAACUGGGUUGAAGUUGCAGCUGCCGUGUCUCCCAUGCCGACAGGAUUUGCCCCUGCCCGGCUGAGUGGUGUAUGGAUACAUCAUAUGUUGUUCGUCGUGUCAAUGCCUGAUAAUACCCAAAGGAAGCAUAUCGGUAAUGACAUGUGGGAGAUGUUCGGAAACCUUAUUAUCCCAGACUCAUCGCUUGCCAUUCCACCAGAGAUACCGAGUCCAGUAUCUCCUUGA
Messenger RNA from Penicillium brevicompactum, 1278 nucleotides. RefSeq lists its product as uncharacterized. Lineage: Eukaryota; Fungi; Ascomycota; Eurotiomycetes; Eurotiales; Aspergillaceae. The record is from RefSeq and is a predicted model, not a curated record. Bases 1 to 1278 code for a protein of 425 amino acids. The transcript has 6 exons.